Molecule: messenger RNA, 1919 nt
Organism: Aspergillus caelatus
Lineage: Eukaryota; Fungi; Ascomycota; Eurotiomycetes; Eurotiales; Aspergillaceae
Exons: 2
Coding region: 386-1684 (432 amino acids)
Source: RefSeq, a predicted model, not a curated record
GCGCCAUUCCCCCUCACCUGCUACCCUCCCCACAACCAACAAACCAUCUCUCCGUCACAAAGCCUAGACGUCCUGGACAGCCACGGUUGCGAAGACAGUGCUGCUAAUGGUGGGUAUUUGGCAAUCGCUGUAACUGUGAAGCGCUGCACGAUCCGAUUCACACUCAAAUACAUACAGAAUAAGUGGGGUCCUGGGUUCUGUCCCUCACAUAAUCAAGCCACCGGCGCUUAACUCGCACCAAUCUAGUAUGCUGUGUGGGAUAAAUGCAGUUGGUAUUUAAACUUGCAGCUGCCCUCGCUCCCACAGGAGGCAUUUCCUUCUUCAUUACUCCUGCUGCGAACAUUUCUCAAGGCACCCAUUUCAAAUCUUGCAGCAAAGGUUGAACAUGGCGGAUCCUUUGAGCGUCACUGCCUCGGCGGUGGGUAUCAUUACGGUUGCUAUCCAAUCCGCAAGGUCCCUCGUUGAAACUAUAAAGCGCUUCAGAGAUCGUGACAAGACUUUGCGUAGGCUUCAAGAUGAGCUGAAGGACCUUACCAGUAUCUUGGAUGCUCUGGCCCAAGUGAACAAGUCCGAAACGUCCAUGCUGGCCCUUCUGCAAGAUCCAGUUACCCGAUGCAGCCAGGUAUGCUGUGAAUUCGAAGCAUCGAUGAAAGCCUUCGGUGCCAAAUCGAAGACUGGCAUUCGCGAUUGGGCCAAGCUGGAAUUUAUGCGAGGUGAUAUCAAUGAAUUCAUAGACACUAUCGCAGGAUACAAGUCAACAAUUUCAGUUGGCCUAGGCACCAUUACCAUGCAAACCACCAAAAUCUCUCAGCAAGUUCUUGAAGAAUACAAUGAAAUGGUCCAGGACACCGCAUAUAACCUUGAGGUCCAGUUACAGCGGAUUGAUGAGAAAUUGGCGCGAUUUACUAUGGAUACGGCUGAAGCCUCGGGAGUAGGCCCAGAUCUGAACGACGAGAAAGAAGUAACCAAGCAAUGCAUUCGAAUUUGCCAAGAUGCAAAAUCUUAUAUCGAAACAUUGACAAACCGUGGAUCGUCUAUACUACAAGGAGCGUCUCGUAGUACUGCCGAAGAUGACACGCAAAAGGUCUUCGAAGCGCAAUUGCUGACGCGGCAAGCUCUGGAUAAAAACCGGGAUACUUUCACAGAGAUCAUUGGACAACUUGGCAAACGUCUAGAGAUCCUUUUGCUCAGCAAUGGUCCGAAAGAUACUAACGACCGCCAGCGGUUACAAGAAGACAUCAACAUAUCGAUGCAGUGCCUAGAGGUGUGCAAGGUGGCUAGCGAAGUGUCCCGUCAGAAAAUAUAUAAAGUUGGGGAAGUGGUUGCCGAAGAUAACAGCGACCAAGUAGUGGUAACUACUUUAGCCGAUCUAUUUGAUGUCAAGAAAGCGUCGUCUACUGGCAAUUCGGCGCAGUUGGUUGGUUCAAUGACAGAAGAUGCUCUUUGCCAUUUGACAGAAAAGCGCUAUAGCAGUCGUUUUGGGGCUGUGGCUGGUGCUUCCCACAAUACAGAAGUAACGACCACACCCAGCAGAUCGCCAUCAGCCUUUGAAAAUCGAACGACCAAGCACUCCUUUGCGCCCCAAGCUUCCAAUGACGAGCAGCCCUCUAGCCUGGGCACGAGGCGCAGUGCACCGUCUCCCAACGAGGUGAGGAAACGGGCAACAAGUGGCACAACGGACUAAGGUUAUAUAGUAUAGGAGCGAGUCAAGUUUGAAGAUCCUUUGGCUCGACCUAUUUUUCUCCGAUUAACUUAGAGCCAAGGUCCUGUAUUGGAUAUGGUCCCAAAGGAGAACAUAUAAUAUGCGGGAUAUACUAGCAGGCAAGUGUUGUAUAGCCAUGAUCUUGUCUGCAGAUAGGGUUACGGAGUAUAUAUACAAGGAUGCAUUGAUAUAUAGAAACAGUAACUCAGUAUAUAAG